AUGUUACAGCUCGCUGAGGAGAUUGGUAUUCUACCCGAAGAGCUUGAUCCUUACGGCAAGAAAAAAGCCAAAGUUUCGUUGGAUGUCUUGCAAAGAUUGGACCAUGUGAAAAAUGGAAAGUACGUCGUAGUUACUGCUAUUACUCCGACGCCACUGGGAGAAGGAAAGUCGACAACCACAAUGGGUCUUGUUCAAGCCCUAACGGCCCAUCUUCAUAAAAAUUCGUUUGCCUGUGUUCGACAGCCAUCGCAAGGUCCAACCUUUGGCAUUAAAGGAGGAGCAGCUGGAGGAGGAUAUGCUCAGGUUAUACCGAUGGAGGAAUUCAAUUUGCAUCUGACUGGCGAUAUUCAUGCUAUCACAGCGGCUAAUAAUCUCCUAGCAGCCGCCAUUGAUGCCCGAAUGUUUCAUGAAAGUACUCAGAAAGAUGACGCUCUUUUCAAUCGACUAUGUCCGGCAAAUAAGCAAGGUUUGGUUCCAGCUCAGCUUUGCAACAACUAUAGUAAAACAUAG
Messenger RNA from Haemonchus placei, 510 nucleotides. Lineage: Eukaryota; Metazoa; Nematoda; Chromadorea; Rhabditida; Trichostrongylidae. The record is from the annotation of a GenBank genome assembly.